Molecule: messenger RNA, 1525 nt
Organism: Tinamus guttatus (white-throated tinamou)
Lineage: Eukaryota; Metazoa; Chordata; Aves; Tinamiformes; Tinamidae
Source: RefSeq, a predicted model, not a curated record
CUUCCUUUGCAGCGUGAAAGUCGGGUCUGUCAAUGCUUUCUGUUACAGACAAGCUGAUGGUCGGAAGGUGCUGCGGUCAAGUAUCCGAGAAUUCCUGUGCAGCGAGGCAAUGUUUCACCUGGGAAUACCGACAACAAGAGCUGGAACGUGCGUGACAUCUGACUCAAAAGUUGUUCGUGACAUAUUUUAUGAUGGAAAUCCAAAAAAUGAAAGGUGUACAGUUGUCCUGAGAAUAGCUUCAACAUUUUUAAGGUUUGGAUCUUUUGAAAUUUUUAAACCAACGGAUGAGCAUACGGGACGCAAAGGUCCUAGUGUUGACCGAAAUGAUAUUCGGAUACAAAUGUUGGAUUAUGUGAUCAGCACUUUCUACCCGGAAAUCCAGGAGGCUUAUUCUGACAACACUGUUCAGAGAAAUGCUGCUUUCUUUAAAGAGAUAACCAAGCGGACUGCGAGAUUGGUUGCGGAAUGGCAGUGCGUUGGCUUUUGCCAUGGUGUGCUGAACACAGACAACAUGAGCAUAGUUGGACUAACGAUUGACUACGGCCCCUUCGGAUUUAUGGACAGAUAUGACCCUGAACACAUUUGCAAUGGCUCUGAUAAUACAGGGCGCUAUGCUUACAACAAGCAGCCAGAAAUUUGCAAGUGGAAUCUAGGAAAGCUUGCUGAAGCUUUAGUUCCAGAGCUGCCUCUGGAAAUCAGUGAGCUCAUCCUGGAAGAGGAAUAUGAUGCAGAAUUCGAGAAGCACUAUUUGCAGAAGAUGAGGAAGAAGCUAGGAUUAAUUCAGCUGGAAUUAGAAGAAGAUAAUAAGCUGGUGUCUGAACUUCUUGAAACUAUGCAUCUCACAGGUGCUGACUUCACAAAUAUUUUCUACUUGCUGAGUUCAUUCUCAGUAGAUUUUGAUCCUCCAAGACUGGAAGAGUUUUUAGAGAAGCUAGCAAGUCAGUGUGCUUCCUUGGAGGAACUGAAAGUUGCUUUCAAACCCCAGAUGGAUCCAAGACAACUGUCAAUGAUGCUAAUGUUGGCUCAGUCCAACCCUCAGCUUUUUGCAUUAAUUGGAACAAAAGCUAAUAUCAAUAAAGAAUUAGAGCGCAUUGAGCAGUUCUCCAAGCUGCAGCAGCUAACGGCAGCUGAUAUACUCAGUAGAAAUCAAAGACAUUGGAAAGAAUGGCUGGAAAAAUACAGAGUCCGUUUACAGAAAGAAGUAGAAAAUGUUGGCAAUGCCGAUGUCUGGAAUAUUGAUCGUGUGAAAGUCAUGAAUUCAAAUAAUCCAAAAUACAUCUUGAGAAACUAUAUUGCUCAGAAUGCGAUAGAAGCAGCCGAAAAUGGGGAUUUCUCAGAGGUAAGAAAUGUAUUGAAACUUCUGGAGAAUCCAUUCCAAGGAACAGAAAGUGCCAGGGAGGUGGAGGAAGAAGCAGAAGAGGAGGGUGCAACUGCUGGAGCCGCUGCUUGUGCUCAGGCGGCCACUGGCAGAGUGUCCUACUGCAGCAAACCUCCCCUGUGGGCUGCAGAGCUCUGUGUUACGUGA